Molecule: messenger RNA, 2293 nt
Organism: Lytechinus pictus (painted urchin)
Lineage: Eukaryota; Metazoa; Echinodermata; Echinoidea; Temnopleuroida; Toxopneustidae
Product: neurocalcin homolog
Exons: 4
Coding region: 545-1105 (186 amino acids)
Molecular function (GO): calcium ion binding
Source: RefSeq, a predicted model, not a curated record
AAAACGUCGUGCAUACGCAAGUGGAGACAUGUUUUUUUUUUGCUUGUCGAAUUGUUCCUGACAUAGAUCUCCAUUAAUCGGGAAUAUAUCUUCAUUUUUUUGGCAUGCUAUUUUUUUCUGAACAAAAAUACCACCCCCCCCCCUGGAAAAUCCUGGAUUCGCCCUGACUCCGUAGAAGAUCCAUUGUAUCACACACUAUUAUUGUCAUCGUUGAAUUUUGUUUGAAAGCCCGCCGUGUUUCGAAUGAAAAGCUCUGCGUCGGUUGUAGGUCCAUUCGUUACACGUAUAGGAGCCAUUGAGAUACUCAAGUUGGAAACCAGAAUGGGUGAAUCGAGAAUUUAGGGGGAAUUCCUUAAUAACUUCACUGUUGGCAAGAUUUUGGAUUAGACAUCGCUGAGCAGCAAACAUCACUGAGAAUAUCAUCACAAAUAUACAAGUAAGACAUUCAUGUUAAUGACGGAGAAUAGACAUCUUUGUCAGAGAUCAUCGUUUAGACCAUCACUGAUAUACCAAUACCAAACCUAUUUCGAUCGAUAAAGCGAAGAUGGGCAACAAACCAAGCAAUGAUUUAAAACCAGAGGCUCUCAACGAUCUUCGGAAACAAACCGACUUUACAGAAGAAGAGCUUAAACAGUGGUAUGCCGAUUUCAAGAAAGCCAGCUCAAAGGAUUACCUCACAAAAGCAGACUUCAAGAAGUUAUAUUCCCAGUACUUCCCUUCGGGUGAUGCUACGAAGUUUACCGAACACGUAUAUCGUACGUUCGACAGUAACCGGGACGGCUCGAUAUCUUUCCGAGAGUUUAUGUGUGGGAUGAGUGUACUCGCUCGUGGUACGGUUGACGAGAAAUUGAGCUGGAUCUUCAGUAUGUACGAUAUCAACAAGGAUGGAUAUAUCUCAAGACCAGAGAUGUUAGAAAUACUUCAGUCACUGUAUAGAAUGGUAGGUGAGAUGUCAGACGAUACACAUUAUGAUGAAGCUACACCAGAGAACAAGCUCGAGAUUAUUUUCAGGAAUGUGGAUCGAGAUGGUGAUAAUAGACUCUCACUUAGUGAAUUCCUUGAUGCAGCCUCCAAUGACCCUGGAAUCAUGUCCAUGCUGCAGUAAUGAAUUCAUCUAGGAAUGUAAUAUUAAGUUGGUAUCUUAUUUUUCCCUUGCCACGUUGUUCACACCACAGUUGGAAUGAUCUUGGACCCCCUUGGACCCCUACGAAAAACACGACAGUGCUGAUAGUGUGUUCCAUCCCACGAGUGGUAAAUAAAUGAAUAAAUAAACAAAUAUAUAAGAAAUAAAUAAAUACAUAUAUAUUAAUAAAUAAAUAAUUAAAUAAAUAGAUAAAUAAAUAAAUAGAUAAAAAUCGAAUGUGUGUUUUGUUCGAUUUUAUCCAUGGUGUAUGUUGAACAUUUUUUUCCUUUACGCUAAUAAAAUAACAUCGUUGAUUUUUUUAGGCCUGUUUUGUUGAAUAAAAUUAUGUUCUUGCCUUGUUUAUAUUUUAGGUUAGAAUUUUGUAGACGUUCAGAAGAAUUAAGCUAUUGAAUUUAGAGGUGUAGUACGUGUUAAAGAAAAAUAUAAUUUCUCUGUUAGAAUAUGAUUGUAAUAUACACUCUAAAAAUGUAUACCCAAUAUUGGGUAAAAUGGGAACAUGCAUGUUGAUUGGGUACAAAUGAAAGAUACCCAUUAUUUUGUAAAUUUUACGCAAUGUUGCGUUGAAAUUGCCUAAUAUGGUGUAAAAGAAAAAUACCCAGCAAACAUGCAUGCUCCCUUUCUACCCAAUAUUGGGUAAAAUUUUACUCAGUGUUUUUAGAGUGUGAGUUUCGAAAGUGUAAAAUAUUUAUCUAUUUUAAUUUUAUUAAACUAUUUUUUGUAAAUAGGGUAAAAAAAAUAAGCAUGCAUGCAUGGUAUAACCACAUUUUUUUGGUAUUGUUAUAGUAGGUACUGUACAUUCUGAGUAUAUAAACAACGUAUUACAAUCAUUUUUACGUACCACGAUUAAAAUAGCGGAAUUGAUUAUUAUACCCCAUGCCUGUAGCACGAAAAAACAUGUGACCAUAAUAGGGUAACAUCAGUACUGACGUACCUGAAUUUGUGGUAUAACAGAGACCACAGUUUUAUGGAGCGCCAAUUGCCAACUCAAUUACAAAGUGCAAAGUUGUUAUAAUGUAGUUAUGCGAUGACAAAUAACUCAAUAAUAUUGUUUUUAUAGAAGGAGCAAAAAAAGAUUAUCUAACAUAUUUUUGUUAUUUACCCUUUUCAUAAUUGUUGACGAAUGGUAUGAAUAAACUAGAUGAAACUAGA